AUGAAUCUUAAAAAACAAAGAGCUCUUAACGCUGAAAAAAGAAAAAUUCACAAGAAAAAUGAAUCAAACAAGAGACGGUCACAACUUGUGAAAGAAUUUGAUGGAAAAUCAAUCCAAUUUAAUUUGUUUAAAAUUUUUCAUAACGCCAAAUUUCUUGAGUCUGUAGAAAAUUUUAAUCAUGAUGAGCAGUUGCUAAUUGAGGAUUUUGAAUCAUCAAUAGUUGAACAGGAUGAUAUUUUAAUACAUUCAUAUCACAACAAAAACAUUGCCACUGAAGAAAUUAAACAAAUGAAUCAACAAAUUGAGGAAUUAAAUGAAGACUUCAUAAAAUCCAAAGAGCUCCAUAAUCAAAACAAAAUAAUUGACAACGUUCAAAGUAAUCUGAAAAGAUAUUUAGAAACUAUAAAGGAAGAUAUCGCUAAGAGAAUUAGAUCCAUUCGAUGUGACAUAGAACAACUUGGUUCAAAUUCAAAUGAUUUAAAAGAUGAAUAUUCGCAACUUAACAGUAAUUUCAAUCAAGAUUUGGAGAAUGUUUUGUGGGAAUUAGAAUUGAAGACAAGAAAAACGGUUGCUUGUGAAGCCGAAAUGGAAGAAUUGCAGGAUGAUCUGAAAAGUUCUUUUCAUACGCUAAAUAAUUUGGAAAACAAAUUUUAUCCUCUCAAUGAAAAAUUAAACGAGCUGAAAACAGUUUUGAUGGAAAAAUUGCAGAAGAAAAAACAACUGGAGAGUUUUCUAGUCCCAAAGUUACAAAGUAUUUCCCCCGAAUCAUCUGUAAACAACAUAAAAGCUCGUGAAAAUAUUCUAAAAGAUUUGAAAGAAAACUUUUCGUCUCGUAUAAUUGGAAGACUUUCUCAACUUUGGCCAACUUCUGGUGAAACUGAUGCAGAUCAUUGCAAUGUUUUCAAACGAUUGGGAGAGUUUUCUGAAACAAUCAUUGUUGAUACAAAGGAAACUGCUCUCGAGUGUAUUAGUUACUUGAAGUUGAAACAACUCUCAGAUAUUAACGAAGCUUUCUUACCACUUAAUGAAUUGUCUGAUCAAAAGACCUCGAAUGACUUUCUUCCUGCCGGUGAACUUCCACCUUACUGUGAAAUCGUCGAAAAGUUAAUCAAAGUUAGUAAUGAGGAACUCAUGAGAAGUUUUAUUUACUUUCUCAAGCCAUCGCUCAUUUGCGGAUCUCUAAACGAGUCUGAGACAUUAAUUACUUGGGAUGGAAGUAAGAAAUUAAAUGUUGUGUCAAGAGACACGUCAACUUGUUUCGACAAGGAAGGUUUUCUUAAGUAUGAUGGUUUAGAUCACGAAAAAAUUCAUGAAGUUACUACAGUUGACGACUCUGAAAGUUAUCGAAGGAAGAAUUCUGAAAUUUUAGAAAAGAAAACCGAACUUUGGUCUUUAAAUGAUGAGCUGCAGUUGAUAGGUAAAGAAAUAAAAAUUUAUGAAAAAAUGAGCGCAUCACAAAAGCAGUUGCUAGAACAUGAGAAGAAACACUAUGAAUAUCUGAAAGAAGUCAUAAAGACAUUAGAGUGUAGUGAUAAAAGAAUCAGGCAGAUGGAAUCAAUAUCAUCAAUGCAGGGAAAACUUGACAAGAAAAUGGAAAUUCAUUUCAACGACUUCUGUAAAAAAUUUGGAUUUGAAAGCAUCAAAAUGUUCUUAAAAAACAAUAAAAGCUGGCUUUUGGCUAUUACUCCUGAUGAUCUGCCAGAUAAUGUUUCUCUAAUUCAGGAACAAUUGAAAAGACUUGAGGUGAACUUUGAAUCAUUGCAUCAAAAUUUAAAAGGUAAUGUCAAUGUAGUUGAGAAAUCCCGAGAGUUUCUUAUUGCACUUGACACAUUAAGUCAACAAAUUGAGAAGGAAAGAGGGAAAAUAGGAAAAGAUGUGAGCCAAACUCGAAUCAAACGAAUCAACUCUGAUCUUGCUGCAAUAAGUCAAAAAGUCGCUCUUCAAAAGAAAAAUGUGGGAAGUGUCAAAGAGAAGUUUGAGGAAGUUGCAGUGGAGCGAAAAGAGAGAUUCGUGAAGUGUUUGAAUGCUCUCAACAAUGGAAUUGGUGAAUGUUGUCAACAAAUGUUUGAUGGAAAUGUCAUUGCCAAUCUCAAAGUGGCCAAAAAUAAUGAUGAACCGUAUCUUGGUGAUACAAUUUUCACUUGGUACACAAUUUUAAAUUCACCUAAAAUUCUCACCGAACUUGAUAAAAACUACGAUGCUGCCUUAGCUUUUAUCUUCGCAAUAGUGAAGAUGAAAGGUCACAAAUUAAUCAUUCUUAACGACAUAUCCGGAAAAAUCAGCAAACAUGCCAAAAAGUUUAUUCAUCUUCAAAACGAUUAUCAAAUUAUUUCCAUCUCUUCACGACGAUCUGACAUGGAUACUUCAAACUUCCUUUUACAUCCAGAUUCGAAAUCAAAUUUAUUUACCAUUAAACGAUGUCGUUAA
Molecule: messenger RNA, 2427 nt
Organism: Clunio marinus
Lineage: Eukaryota; Metazoa; Arthropoda; Insecta; Diptera; Chironomidae
Source: the annotation of a GenBank genome assembly